Molecule: messenger RNA, 3588 nt
Organism: Owenia fusiformis
Lineage: Eukaryota; Metazoa; Annelida; Polychaeta; Sabellida; Oweniidae
Source: the annotation of a GenBank genome assembly
GCUAGAUCUAGAGCAGGAAAAAUAAAAACAAAAAAUAUUCAAGAUGCAUGCGUACUCUUGUUUUUAAGUUUUACUGCUGUAAAUCCUGAAACGAUGAGGCCAAGAAGACAUACUAAUGAGAGUCUGGAUACAAAGUCAUCAAAUGAUAGACAUAAUAGUCAAAUGCAUAGAUCUUAUGCUCCUCAUUCUAACAUGCAAGAUGAUGAUUUUGACAACAUGAUGGAUCCUAACCAGCAGUAUGAGGAAUUGAGUGAGGACCAGCCCAAUAUACAAAAUCCUGGGCGAUCUUACGCAACUCCAUAUUUGGAAGACAAAAUGAGACGCAAGCUCAAAUUUUAUUUUAUGAAUCCUUGUGAGAAAUGGCAAGCUCGGAAACGGUUUCCAUGGAAACUCUUGAUGCAAGUCAUCAAACUCAUUGCAGUGACUUUACAGCUGGUCUUGUUUGGUUACGACAGAACGUCUCAUGUGACAUUCCUGGAGAAGAAUGUGGUUACAUUCCAACAUUUGUAUCUGAAAGGCUGGGAUAUAUCAUAUGAGACCAUGCCCUACCCACCUUCUCAUGGUGUAUUUGCAGUUUAUGAACACGAUGAGUUGUUUAGAAGUAUAGAUUAUACAUUGGAAAAGUAUAAUGACACAAAGGCGAUAGCUCUUGGUUCCUACGACUUUGUUGCUGUGAAUGGAAGUAAACCAGACCCGAAGUUAUGCAUCACUCGGUAUAAACAUGGAGAAAUAUGGGCCUUUAAUGAAAGUUUUUACUUCAAUAACAAGAAAGUGUACCAGUGCACAGAUUUAUCAGCUGUUCAGAAACACAAUGCUUCUACAAACAGUACGUACAUGGCCUUUGACACCAAACAGUUUCUUGCGGACAACAAUGCAUCUAUCAACUUUGAUAGGAUGAUAAAGUUGGAGUUAAUGUUCUCUUUAAAGAGUGUACAUCUACGAACAUUGUCUCCCUUUAGAGAACCCGAUUGCUUCCAAUUUGAUAUUGGGAUUACUUUUGACAACAGUGGCCACAAUGGUCAGAUUGCAGUGACGCUGUUAGCCACUGCAAUUCACCUAGAGUGUCAUGGUAAGAUUGCUAAUGGAAAUAAUCUGGAUCAAGCAACAGAGGUCGGGUAUGCCGUGUUUGAUGUCUUCGUUAUCUUCAUAAGUUUUCUCUCACUUAUUCUCUGUACCAGGUCUAUCAUCAGAGCACAAAUCUUAAAAAAGGAAUGCAAGGAGUUCUUCAAGAAGCAGUUUAACAAAGAACUUGAUGUCUGGGACUUAUUAGAGUUCCUCAACAUGUGGUAUGUCAUGAUUGUCAUCAAUGACAUCCUAACCAUCGUUGGCUCCAUCUUUAAAAUACAAAUAGACUAUAAGGGUUCCCAUGACUAUGAGACGUGUGGUGUCUUAUUAGGUACAGGGAGUAUGCUUGUAUGGUUUGGGGUACUGAGAUACCUGGGUUUCUUUGAGCAAUACAAUAUAUUAGUGCUUACCAUGAAAAAGGCCACACCAAAUAUUUUACGUUUCUUGGUGUGUGCAGCAGUAUUUUAUUUUGGUUUCACAUUUUGUGGCUGGGUGGUUCUGGGACCUUACCAUGUGAAGUUCCGCACCCUGAGCGCAACUUCAGAAACAUUGUUUUCCCUGGUAAAUGGAGAUGACAUGUUUGUGACAUUUUCUGCAAUCACGACAGAAAACCGCCCUAACCUUAGCAGGUCAAUGUGGCUCUACAGUCGCAUUUAUCUCUAUGCGUUCAUAUCUUUGUUCAUUUACGUAGUGCUAAGUCUCUUUAUUGCUGUCAUUAUGGACACAUAUGAGACAAUUAAGCAUUAUUACAACAAUGGUUUCCCAAAGAGCCGCCUCUUUGAGUUUAUCGGGGAGUGUGAGGAUGGACCAGACUGCCCUCUAUACAGAUCGGAAGACCAAACACAAGGUUGCAGCUGUUGGACCUUUCUCUGCUGCUGUAAACACUUAAGGGAUCCUGAUGAACCGAAUGAACACUCACAUCUGAUAAGAACCUGAGAAGUGAAGCUCUAUAAUUUUAAGAUAGAGAAAAUACAGGAUAAAUGGAGACCAACGAUCUUUUACAAAACCAGCACUUUUCUACUUGGCAUCUUGUACUUUGUGAUGAAAUACAAAAGCCAUCAACUGUAAAUAAAAUGAAUCUAGAAACUGUUGCAAUUAGUGAGAUGCUAAGCCCAUUUUCAAGUCACCCUGCCUUGCCUAGAAACAAUAUCAAAAUUUAGUUAGAUCACUUAAAAGUUUCAACAUAAGCAAACCAUUAUGAAUGCCAUUGUUUCUUUGUAGUUUUGACUGGUGCAAUAAUUAGAAGCAACAAACCUUGAAUGAGAUAGAUUUAAAUGAAUGUAUGAAGAUUUAAAUGAAUGUAUGAAUACAUCUGGUUUCUUAAAAACGUUAGGAAUAAGCUGCAUUCACCUCCAGUCUGUUUAGCUUUUAGUUACUUGCUUUGCUCUUACUGAAGACUAAUCAAGGCAGAUGUUCAGUACAGUAUUUUAUAGAUUACAUGUACCUAGUACAUAAAGUCAUCAUUUUGUUUUUAGUACAAUAUAUUAUAAAUAUAUACAUGUAUAUGGUACCUAUGAGUUUUAAGUAAAAUGAGGUUUUUAUAUGCAUUUUUGCCUGUUAACCAAUCAGUUUUGAGGAAAUUUUGUCCCAAGUCAGGCUUGAAAAUUUUGAAUGUUUGGUUCAUAAAACUGGUAACAGAUAUUUCUGCAAUUUGAUAUUGUGAAGAAAUGCAGUGAUAUUUCCUCAUUGAUUUUAAUCUGCAUUAUUAUGAAAUUAUGUAUCAUUUAUUUUUAAGGUUUUUAAAAUAAAUCGUAUUUUUGCACUACUUGAUGUAUUUAUAACAUACUUAACCAAAAUCAAUUUCUCUGCCAAGUCAUAUGAGAGUGAUUCUUUAUUAUGAAGAUUUAAGUAUGUUAUAAAUUUAUUUAAUUUCAUUUAAAAAUUGAAUUUUAGGUAUUACAUGUACUAGUACUACAGUAGAUAGGUUGUUGCACAUACCAUGACACCCUCACCUCCUUUCCUCACUGAGAUUGGGUGUAAACCAGUCAUCUCUAAACGAUACAAUUUAAAUUAACUUGCACCUAGCAGAACUGCAGAAAACACGGAUGUUCAUGCUAUAGAUGCUUUUAUCAUUUUUUGCAUUUCAAUGAAAUAUAACUUAUCUUACUUAAGAUACUUUAAAUGUUUACUUGUAUUGUUUUUAACAAUAUUUUAAUAUGGGCUAAGUGUAAAUAUAUUCAAGGUUCUACUAAUUGAUGGACCAAUCCGAAACACAGAAGGACAGAUAGACAUAAGCCAUAGUAUACAGAAAUAUGAACCGGUACUAAAGAUCAUCUGUACCAUGUGCUUCAAGAUUGAUAUUUACAGAAAAAGCAUGUAUCAACGUUUUAAUUCAAUGGCCUUCAAUUGCAAGCUAUUAUGGAUUUUAAAGAAUCGGGGCAUAUCAAGAUCAGCUUUAAAGGGAUUGCACAUUUAAGCUUCAUUUUGAAAUACCAGCAUAAUGGUAAAUACUUUUCACUCUGUAUUGUUAUUGUACAUAUUAGAGGGAUCAACUUUGUGAAUUAAAAAAUAUGUACUGUAUUU